Mucor mucedo is the source of this 830-nucleotide messenger RNA. RefSeq lists its product as uncharacterized. NCBI's taxonomy places the organism in Eukaryota, Fungi, Mucoromycota, Mucoromycetes, Mucorales, Mucoraceae. The transcript has a single exon. The annotation marks the transcript as partial. The record is from RefSeq and is a predicted model, not a curated record.
CUCGUCUAUCAACUUCCAGCAGUGAUCUUUAUGAACAAGAUAACUUUAUAUCCAAAACAAAAGAUAACUAUGAUUUUCACAAUUAUCUUAACCAACAGCAGCAAGCAUUGGCUUCAUUACCAAAUAUUGAUACAAAUACACGUCAUGCACGCACCCCGUCCACCUUAUAUCACCAGCAGCCAUCAGAAACCUACAGUCAUUCGACAGCACUCACUGCAUCUUUUGAUGAUGACUUACCUCCUCUUACAGCAGAUAUACAUACACCUGGUACACAAGCCACUCCUACUGAAUUUGCGCAUGCAUAUGAUAAAAAGAUUUAUAUCAAUCAUGUGCUUACUCCAGACCUAAUGAUGGACUUUCAACCGAUAAUGUCUUCUAUCUAUGAUGUAUUUACGCCCGAGGAGAUUCAACAACCACCCGAAGGCUGUGUCAUUUCUUCCCCCUCGCAAGAAGAUGUAUAUUCAUCCACUUCCUCUUCAGAACAACGACGCGAUUACUUUUGUAGCAUGGAGACGUCGCACCAUAUUUCACUAUUACAGCAACAAUUACAGCUUCAUAAUGAAACCGCCAGUAACAUCAUGAUGAAUAACUCUGUCUCAAAUUUACUCUUACUAUCCCCCCCUCCUGCAUUACUGCCAUCGGCCAAGAAAAGGGCUCAUUCGGAUUUAAUUGAUCAUCAAGACACUAUGGAGGAAAAUCGGAUCUUGACUUAUUCUAGUAAUCCUUCGCAUGUUACCUUGUCAAGUAAUUGUAGUAGUACUAGCAGUGAUUGUAGUAUAAAUAGUGACACUACAAAUCAUAUUGCAAAGAAACCUCGCUAUUCACCCUAA